Messenger RNA from Durio zibethinus, 1032 nucleotides. Its product is annotated as small RNA-binding protein 11, chloroplastic-like. The record is from RefSeq and is a predicted model, not a curated record. Gene Ontology annotation, molecular function: RNA binding. Lineage: Eukaryota; Viridiplantae; Streptophyta; Magnoliopsida; Malvales; Malvaceae.
UCUCCAACUUUUUUCAUUUUCCAAUUCCCUUGAAGAAAAUUAAAACUGGCGGCGACAAUGGGAGGUGGAACCUUUCUGAAAUAUGUUUAUCAUUCAAGCAGCAAUCCAUGCCAACUCUUUUUCUUCAGAGGUUUCGCUUCUACUCUCUUCGUCAAAGGUAUUUCUUUCUCUACUACAGAUGAGGGAUUAGCUCAUUCAUUUUCACAAUUUGGCAAAGUAGUUGAAGCCAAGGUAAUAAUGGAUAAAGUUAGAAACAGAUCAAAAGGUUUUGGCUAUGUGACUUUUGCUGAAGAGGUUGAAGCCAGAAAAGCACUUACAGUUAUGAAUGGGCAGUUGCUAGAUGGACGUGCUAUCUUUGUAGAUGAGGCCAGGACCCCUAGUCGCAGAGCUGAUGAGUGAUUUUGGUAUUUCUUCGUUGUCAUGAAUAUACUACAAAGUUGAAGCCAUGGAAUGCAAAUCACAUUCAAAGUUGGUUGUUUCUUGUUUGAAAGCAGCUUUCAUUGAAUGAAUUGGCAGAUAGAAAGAGUUGAAUAAUGUUUGUGCUCGGUCUGUCAGAAGAGGUUGAAAAGGUACAUUGUUGUCACUGUUCUGAGAAAUUUUGUACUCAAAUGAGCUAGAAUUUGGAUCUUUGAUGGUUUUGUAGACAAUUUGGUUUCUUCUAUCCUUCUUUUCUUGGUGGCAAUGAUAGGUUAUAGGUAUGUGAUUUACUUCCAAUCAUUCCCACUCCUUUUAGUAGAACAUUUCGGAAAAAUACUGACGUGCGAAUAUGUGGAAGUCUAAAAAAAACGUCUAUGAAAGGAUUAGCAAGCAGCUACCUCCUGAAAAGGUUUAUUUUAACCAAUGAUUUUAUUUUCAAACCUGCAUAUUAUUAUCAUAAACUCAUGUUAUUAUCAUCUGAGUUAUUAGAUUUACACGUUAUGACAGUUAUGAUAAUAGUAAAUUUGCUUAACCCAAGUUAUAGCAAGCUUCCACAAACCAGGUUGAUUUACAGGUUGACACUAGCAUAGAAAAAGAGGAAGCUCAGUUUGAUGC